Molecule: messenger RNA, 267 nt
Organism: Enterobius vermicularis (human pinworm)
Lineage: Eukaryota; Metazoa; Nematoda; Chromadorea; Rhabditida; Oxyuridae
Source: the annotation of a GenBank genome assembly
AUGGCUGGUUUAUUGAUUGAUGGAAGUUGUAUAAAGAACACCUUAAGAAAUAUUAUAAGAAGCGAAAAGAUAGGGUCUAUAAAUAUUGAAAACGGUAGAGAUGGAAUGAAAGGUGUAAAGACUGGAGAGGAAAGGCUAUGUCAGAAUGUCAUGUCAAACGACCGUGAUCAAAAAGGCGGCGUUGUGAAUUGUCGUAACACUUCUGGUGCAAGGCAAGGCUCAACGGAUAUUGUUUUAACGUCUGGCACCACGACUUGCUGUUCUUAG